Messenger RNA from Lytechinus pictus (painted urchin), 8352 nucleotides. Its product is annotated as cholinephosphotransferase 1-like. The record is from RefSeq and is a predicted model, not a curated record. Gene Ontology annotation, biological process: phosphatidylethanolamine biosynthetic process. Gene Ontology annotation, cellular component: Golgi apparatus; endoplasmic reticulum membrane. Gene Ontology annotation, molecular function: ethanolaminephosphotransferase activity; diacylglycerol cholinephosphotransferase activity. The coding region runs from base 135 to 1346 and encodes 403 amino acids. The transcript has 8 exons. Lineage: Eukaryota; Metazoa; Echinodermata; Echinoidea; Temnopleuroida; Toxopneustidae.
ACUGCCCCAAAAUUCACACUGUUUGUGUAUAUAGGGCAGGAGAAGGAAUAUCGGCAUCUACGGCUACAUGUAAAUUCUUUGGAAAUAUUAUUCAGACACCAUAUUUCGUGGAGUUUGUCCUCACACCUUUCAGAAUGUCACCAGCACCGGUUCUAGACAGUUUUCUAGGCAUGGAGGUGCUUUCUCAGCCCCAACUCAAGCGACUGAAGGAGCACAAAUACAGCGCCGAGGGGAAGUCGUUCGCGGAGCCCGUCAUGCAAGUUUUCUGGUGCUGGCUUGUGGAGCAGAUCCCGCGGACCAUCGCACCGAACACCAUCACGAUCAUUGGGCUAACCGCUAACAUAAUCUCUACUUUGAUACUUAUUUUCUAUUGUCCAACUGCAACAGAAAUGGCUCCACGCUGGGCGUAUGCCUUUGCAGCUUUGUGCUUGUUUGCAUACCAAUCACUGGACGCCAUAGAUGGAAAGCAAGCGAGGCGAACAAACUCCAGUACGCAGCUCGGAGAACUCUUUGACCAUGGCUGUGAUGCAGUAUCCAUUGUUUAUGUGAGUAUAGGAGUAUGUACUGCAAUGCAGCUUGGGACCCAUCCAUGGCUGUCCUUUUUGACGUGUGGAACAGCUUGCUUUGUCUACUUCACGGCCCAUUGGCAGACGUAUGUCUGUGGAACUCUCAAGUUUGGAAAAUUAGAUGUUACAGAAGGACAACUAGGUUUUUGCGCUGUUUAUCUCACUGCAGCCUUCUUUGGACCAGACGUCUGGAUUAAAAAGAUCCCAUUUUUGGAUGCAGAGGUGAAAGCAGUAACCACCAUAUCCGGUCUCUUAGGUUCAUGGUUUGGAAUCUACAAUCACGUAAGGGUCAUUUUUGGAGGGGGCAAAGGUCGUAAUGGAUCCACAGUCGCGGACACCAGUGUAAUAACACCAUUUUUCCACAUUGGCGCCGUCAUGCUGCUCUACUUUACCAUAUGGCAAAAGUCAAAGACGGCCAUCUUCGAAAGACAGCCUUGUAUGUACAUGUUAAUGUUUGGCAUGCUCUCUGCAAAAAUCUCUAUUAAAUUAGUGGUUGCUCAUAUGACGAGAAGUGGGAUAAAUUUCUUGGAUACAGCAUUCAUAGGACCAGGUCUUCUCUUCUUAAACCAGUACCUGGAUACAUUGAUCUCAGAAGACUAUGUAUUAUGGCUAGCAUUGAUUUGGUGUACGUGUGACCUUAUUCGCUACUGCAUCGGCCUCUGUAAUCAGGUAUCUCAAUUUCUUGGUAUUUACACGUUCGACAUUACGAGUAAACCUGUUCCAUCUGAGCAGAGAACGGGAGUCACAACGAGACGUCAGGCGAAGCUAGCGGCACAAUGAGAUAAUCUCCGUUUGUGAUCUGCCACCCCUAAACCAACAAUAAAUCACCUAAAAUUAUUAAUGAGAUAUCCAUUUGGCUUAAAAAAAGCACAUCUUAGGCUUUGACAUGAUAUAUAUAAAUUGUCAAAAUAGGUCAACAAUAACCCACUCAUGUACUUGAUUGGAAAAAGAAUAAUUUCAACGGGAGAUCUUGGAAAUGAGGAGAAAACAAGGUUUGAAGUUGGGGUGCACUCAAGCAUGAGAUGUGCACUUGUGCAAUCUUGGUGAAACUUUGCAGCAGUCGGGGGGGGGGGGGAUAGUGUCCCCCCAAAAAAUCUUGUAUAUCGUCUUUUAUUUAGCUUUGCAACUUCUAAUUUUGACAGUAUGAAGAAAAAAUACUCUAUGGGCUAAUAUUCUAUUUUUCUUUUUGAAGACCAAAUAAUAAGCCAGUUCACGGUUAGCUCAUGAUCAACUUUUCUCAAAUGGCCUUUGUGAUUUUUCAUUAGGAUAAGCGCUAUCAUUUUCAAAUGUAGAUGUUGCGUAAGCUUUACCGGUAGAGUAUUCAAAUUCUAAGAACAAAAUGCAUUGUAUAGACCAGGUGACUAGAAUAGUACAUCAGGGAUAAAGUUUGGAAAUCUGUUUAUUGUCUGCCUUUGGCACAUUUGACUAUUGUUUAGGCUAGUGUCAAAUACCAGUGAUUAUGAAGGCUCUAUUUAUUACUCUUCAGCUUGGAUGUGAUAAAUAUUUUGAAAGGAAUACAUGAAUAAUCAUCAAAUCACAAAUGCCUAUGUCAGUGAAUUUGAAAGCCACCUUCAUGGUUGUCUCCAAUGACCUUUUUCUGCUCGUGCGCAGUUUACAACCGUGAACAGGCUUAUUAUUUUGGCUAUUUUACAGAGAACCUUCCCUGGCAACCUAUUGUCAGUUUGGGGGUGGCUGGUCAUUGGCUGUUGUAAUGUGUGAUCAUUCUAUGUACAGUUCAUAUUAUAUUUCUGGCAAUUUGAAAAAAAAAAUCCAAUGCUUUCGCAUCGUGUAAUUAUUCUUUAAACUGUGUCAUGUUGAUUGUAUUGCAGGCAUAUUUUCUCUCUAUAACCUUAUUGAAUCGAAGGAAAUUAUUUUGAAAAUAAUGGGUGUGAUGAUAAUGACUUAUUUUAAUUUAAUCUUUAAAAAGAGAAUUUCUAUUACAAUACCAAUGUGAACCAGUUGUUACUCUUCAUUUUAAAGGUGCACGAUCCCCAAAUUCAAGAGGGCACUUAUAGACAUAUGCACGCGCUGCGGAAAGCGCUAGCUGCCCAUUGACACCACCGUUAUAUGACGCGUACGCAGAUGCCAUGUUCCGAAUGCCCAAACUCAAUUAUACUCAGUUCGCGUAUGCUUCGGCUGCUGUUAGAAGAUCUGGGCAGAAUGGCUCAACCUCCUUCGGCUGUGCGAGGUGACGUCAGCAGAUGAUUGGGCCAACGCCAAUGUAGCCAAAAGUAGUGCAGUACAUGUGCACUGUGCUGUAAGGCUGGCUGAUGAUUGACAGCUGCAUGCAAAUUACUUGGAUGAUCUUCGUAAUGAAGAUAAUAAUAAUAAUAAUAGCCAAGUUUUAUAUAGCGCUUUUCCCAGAACGGCUCAAAGCGCUUUACAGCAUAUUACCCCGGUCAUUAGAUUUCAAUUCUGCACGAAAAGUGCACAAUUUCCACUCCCUGGGGAGCAUUCCUUGCAUUCAUCGCAGCGUCAUUAUGGCGCUGGCAGAUUCAAACAUACAAUAUCGUUCGCAUCCUACCGGGUACCCAUUUAGCACCUGGGUCAAGAGUGGCAAAGUGUGGAUUAACGCCUUGCCAAAGGACGCUAGACCGCGGUGGGAUUCAAACACACGACCCUCUGUUGACAAGGCGAGAGUCAGAACCACUACACCACGGCUCUUCCAAAAAGAUGGCAGCAAGUACAAAACCGUCCAACAGCGCCGGGGAUUUUGCACCUUCGAUAAAGAGAAAAUCAAAGAAAGAAGCAAUGGAGGAAAGAAGGGAGGAAGGAUGAUAGCAACAUACAACGGCUUGAAAAUAUAGAUUCAGUAGGUUCAUAGAUAUGCGCCCCAAGAAACUUCUGUUCAAAUUAUGUAAAUUUUACUAGAUUCCCUUUAGCAUCACGUUGAUAUCCAUAUUGAUAUGAAUGUCACAUGAAUUAAAUAGAAAGGGAUAUUCAACCACUUUGUUCUGUCCGAAUAGAAUAAUUAUUUGUGUUUUUCAUUUUGACAAUAUUUUACCUUAUAUUAAGGAAUUCCGUGCAUUUAAAAUAAAUGAUACUGAACUCAGGUUCUUAUUACUUUUUGCUUUGAUUGGGAUGGCUUUUAAGCUAUCAUGCACUACUUUUAUAUAUUCGGCUUCCUUUGAUAUGGCAGUAAGCGGGUCUGGGUAUUUAUAUGUCAAAGGUAAAACAAAUAUUAUUGAGGAAGAAAUAUAUAGAAAUACAAGGUACACAUAAUUGCGAUCAAGUUCAUGUCUAACAAGAAAAACAAAAAACAGAAUUUAGUUUUGUUUAUCUAGAGCAAGUGUAACAAGAAGACCUAAAAAGGAGAAUAUUUAAAAGCAAGUUCUUCAAUUGAAUUUGGUCACGAAAAUGAACUUUGAAACACAAACGUGAAUUGCUGAAAACGAGAUGCAUAGUGUUGUUAGAUACAAACAGAAGUCGGACUAUUUACCACAUUCAGAAAGAAUGUGAAGAUUUUUUUACCUGAGGAAUAGCAAUAUGCCUGCAUUUAGAAUAUUAAUUGUUUUCCAUAUUUUAUUUUUAAUCUGUAUAUUAAUAUUUCCAGUAGAAAAAAUGUGUGUGUGUCAGAAUUUUGCUGUUUGUUUUAUCAUUCUCUUUUAAUGAUAGUUCAGGUUUUACAAUAUUAAAUUAUGUUGAAAUGUCAUUGUUGAUUAAUUUCUCAUCAGUGUAAAAGAUAAAUGAAAUUUCUUAAACGCUUGAGCGCCGAGGCAGCCCAGUUAGCGCCAGGUAAUAACAAUAAUAGCAUGGCCUGCUGGGAGAACAGUUUUCAGAACUGAAGUAGCUACCCUGAGUAAAUAUGCCAUUAUUAUUAUUACCUUUACCACAACUUGCAUUUAUCUGUAAACUGUAAAGUAGCAUGGUAAAUCCCGCCGCCACCUUCUCCUGAAAAUCCUAGUUACUAAUACUACUUACUAGUAGUAUGCAUGAAGAUGCUCACAACAGCUUAAGGUACUUCCAUAUGUGUGUUCAAUAUUAUAUUGUUUAUUGUCAGCAAUACUGUAUAUGUUCCCAUCUUUUUCCUUGAAUUGAAAUGUUAAUUAAUCAUAAUUGCUCUUUGCAAUAUUCUUUUGGAAAUUGCUCAAAAAUCAUGCGACUGCCAUUCUCACCACAUGUUCCAUAAUAGCAAAUAGGGCUUCUCUUUGCAUAUUUGAGUAUCACAAAUGGUAAUUAUGAUUAGGUGAUUAUUGUCAACUUAUAUUAACAUCAUAUUUCCUACUGAGAAUAUAUCCCAAGUACAUGUCCAUCUAGAGGCAAUGUUGACCUCAUGAAUACAUUGCAAUCAUAUUCUGCAAAUUUCUUAAAAUUUCAUUUACAAAAUAAAUCAACAAUUGUGAUAAUACUCUCUUCUAUGUGAAUGAAUAGGUGUGUAUUCUGUCUUGUAGAUUAGUCUGCUGUGCAAACCCUUCACUUGAGAUUAAAGAGUCUGAAUGUGCAGCCUACAUUGACUUGUCCAGUGAAACAGCAAGUUUCAUAUGUGCUAGUCUUGUGUGAAGACCCAUUUCAAUGUUUCAAUCAGGUUCUGUGCCAGUAGACUACUUGUAGAUGGAUUUGUAUCUUUCGAAAAACUAUUGUGAAUAGAAUUUUGAUUUGGCUUUACUGGGCAUUCUUUAUUGUACACUGUACAAGACAAUAUAUUUGUACUCUUGAUUUGUCUUAACAUGCGUAUUUCAAGCAAUCUUACUCAUGUUUAUAUUGCAUAUGUCAAUAUUAAGCUCUGUCGCUCUGUAUUUACCUCUGUGUGGUAUUGUUCUGUCUUUCUUUGUAUGUAGCAGAGUAUAAUGUGAUCAGGGGCUGUUUGCACAAAACAGUUGCAUUUGAUCACAACUUUUAAAAAUGCAAGCAUCUGAUUUGUCGGAAAUCAAGUUGCAUGUGAUUUUUGGGGAAUUGGGAUUGAUUGCAACAUACUGCAGGGGUCCCCAGACCUGUAUGUAACCGUUGAGUAACGAUACUGUAAUUCUAAUGCUCUUUGUCGUCAUGUCUUAUCCCAUAAAGCUAUAUUCUGGAAUUGCAUAGCCCAGUAGUGGUGGAGAGGGGCUUAUUUGGUCCCCCACCCCUCAGAUCUUAGCUAUUGAUCAUGCGAUUGCGCCGGAAAUGAGCAGGCUGCCUACAAUAUGAACUACUAAAUUGUAUAAUAAAGUGUUCCAAAAUUGAUUAGAUUUGGUAUGCCUAUGUAUGUAUAAAAUUUGAAUUCGGCUGUAAAAUCUUGAAAUGAAGCUCAAAAAUUUGUCACCUAUCUUCAUUUUAUUUUUCCAUGGAUGCUCUUGAUAGAUAUUCCUUUAACAUUUUAUCCAUCUUUUUUACAAAUAUGCUUCCUUCUUUUCUCUUGUGGAUGUGAAAUCCAAGGACUUAACGCCAGUUUUUUGUGUGACGUUGAUGAUAUAUGUCAAUUGAAAUCUUAUGAAUAAAAAGAGACGGGUUAUAUGAAAUAUUUCUUAUGCUGCAUGCUCCGUAAAUGACUAAUCUUAGAAUCUUUGAAAUCCUGCCUUUCAUGGAACAAGACUCUCUGGCCUGUAUUCUUACCUUGGGUUUAAUUCAAACUGGUCUAAAGGUCACCGCACACUUUACGACUGUUCGCGAUCCGAUUUUGGAACAAAUCGCAUUUUGCUCAUUUUCUGAAAUGUGUAUGGAACAUAUCAUUUUAUUUGAGGUUAAAAUUAAUUGAAAGAAUACUAAUAUAACCAUUUUGAAAGAUUGCAAGCCUUUAUUUUGGAGUAAAGGCCAUAUUAGUUUCAAAUCGUAGCCAAUCGUACGACUGCUAUGACGUCAUUACGACUAGAUAUUAAAUUUGCUUUUAUUCUAAGAAGGAUGAAAGCAUAGUCGCAGAUUUGAACAUAGGUAUUCGUACGAUGAUUUAGAACAUUACACAGUAAGAUAUUCCAUGUCUCAAUAUUAGCAUCAAAUUCUACUACAUUUUAUUCUGAAAUCGGGUCGCAGACCAAUCGUAAGGUGUGCGGUCGCCUUAAAGUUAUGGCUUAACCAGGGGUGGAUCCAGGAUUUUCCAAGGGGGGGGGGGCACAUUUUCCCCGAGGAAGAAUUUGACAAGCAAAAAAUAAAGGUUUUCAACCAAAAUUUAAGUACGUUUUCGUCCACAAAAAAAUUGACAAGCAAAAAAAAAGUCCCCACUUUCAAAGGGGGGGGGGGGGCACACUUGUGUUUUAACGGCAUUUUUACAUUACUGGCAUGAGCCGGCUGUGCACUAUAAAAGCACUGAAGUAUUAUGUUAAAUAUUACAAUUUGAUUCUAUCAUUUUACUCAACAUUGAAAUUAACAAGUUGGCGCACAGCUUUUUAUAUGGACUUGUGCUCAUAUUGUGUUCGCUAUCCUCAAUUUGAACAAUGAAAAAUCUUUAGUCAAAAUAGACAAUCUUUAAGGCCACCGCACAUCUUACGACUGUUCGCGAUCCGAUUUUGGAACAAAUCGCAUUUUGCUCAUUUUCUGAAAAUGUGAAUGGAACAUAUCAUUUUAUUUGAGAUUAAAUUCAAAUGAAUUGAAAGAAUACUGAUAUAACCAUUUUGAAAGAUUGCAAGCCUUUAUUUUGGAGUAAAGGCCAAAUUAGUUUCAAAUCGUAGCCAAUCGUACGACUGCUAUGACGUCAUUACGACUAGAUAUUAAAUUUGCUUUUAUUCUAAGAAGGAUGAAAGCAUAGUCGCAGAUUUGAACAUAGGUAUUCGUACGAUGAUUUAGAACAUUACACAGUAAGAUAUUCCAUGUCUCAAUAUUAGCAUCAAAUUCUACUACAUUUUAUUCUGAAAUCGGGUCGCAGACCAAUCGUAAGGUGUGCAGUCGCCUUUAGAUUGCCGAUACUGGGCAUUGUGUAAAAGUCCAUUUGAUUUGAGAAAGUCAAAAGAUGCAUGUAUCAAUCACAAUUGUAAUGUUGGCAUUGACAAUAUUUUGCGAUGACGUCAUCGUCUUACGUUUGUCAACUUCAAAGUUCUACAUUCAAUUGGUUAUAUAUCUAUUUUGUUAACUUUUUAAAUCCAAGCAUUAUAAUUUUUUUACUGACCCAUGGCUAAAGCCACAAUACAGAGAGUUAAUAUGCUUGUAGGCGAUGUAAAAAUGACUCUUUACACCUCCUAUAUUGAUAUGUGUGUGUUUUAUUUUAAUCAGAUUUCUUUAUAUACACUGUAUGAAGGCCCUGUUUAAAAUUCCAAAUUCCCAGUUCAUUCAAGAAAAAUACCAGAGAAAUUGUUAAUUGUAUAUUAAGGCUAUAAAUUUGGCUUUAGAAUACAAUGAUAAGACUUGCAGGUAACUCUACCCAGGUCGAAUCUCUUGGGACCAGAUCGAGAAAUAUGUUUGACUUGGGCAAAAUUUGACUGUGUAGAGGUAUAUAACAUGUUUUGAAUAAUCCGCUCUAAAAAAAUUGCUUUGACUUUUGCGAUUUUUUGAUGUAUGGAAGGUCGACUUAGGCAGAGGUACCGUUGUGUCAGCCAGGGCCAAGCUGAAAAGAUUUCUGCAAUAAAAAAGAUUUGGCUUUGGCAAAAUUAUCUGCAACUCUUUAAACAAUGCCCCUUGGCACACUAUCGGGUGGCAAAUGGUGAUGUGAUAGGCUCCAAGGUAUUGAUAAGCAGUAUUGUCAACAUAAAGCUUGUUUAAACAAUUUCAUGUGAAGUUUUAGAUAAAUCCACAGAAUUAACUAUGUAAAAAUUAUCUUGAACGCGAAUACGACGAUGCUAUUGAUGAAGACAGUAAAUGCAUGGUGGGCAAGUCUUGUGUGUUUGUACAUUAUACAAAUAAAUCAAGUUGGUGCGAAAGUGCCACGAUUCGUGAUUAACAUGAA